Messenger RNA from Sporothrix schenckii 1099-18, 1155 nucleotides. Its product is annotated as unsaturated rhamnogalacturonyl hydrolase. NCBI's taxonomy places the organism in Eukaryota, Fungi, Ascomycota, Sordariomycetes, Ophiostomatales, Ophiostomataceae. Gene Ontology annotation, biological process: carbohydrate metabolic process. The transcript has 2 exons. The coding region runs from base 1 to 1155 and encodes 384 amino acids. The record is from RefSeq and is a predicted model, not a curated record.
AUGCCUGCCGAACUGUACGGGGUCAAAGCUGUCGAUGUGCACGCCAAAAUCAAGCUGCUCAUCGACGGCCUGGUCAAUAUCACCGACACAACCGGCGAGUUUUUGAUGACCCUCGAGGAUGGCCGUGUUAUCGACACAAAGGGCUGGAAUGAUUGGGAAUGGACACAUGGUAUCGGCCUGCUCGGCCUGUGGCAGUACUAUGAGCUCACUGGCGAAGCGGAAUACCUUGCCAUCAUCGAGAACUGGUUUCGCGACCGCUUUGCCGCCGGCGGCACCACUAAGAACAUCAACACCAUGGCCGUGUUCCUGACACUCGCAUACGUCUAUGAGCGCACACAGAACGAGACCUACCGGCCGUGGCUCGAUUCGUGGGCCGAAUGGGCGUACCACGACUUGCCGCGCACACGUUACCGCGGCUUCCAGCACAUUACUUACCUCGAAGUCAACAAGGACCAGCUGUGGGACGACACGCUGAUGAUGACCGUGUUGCCGCUGGCCAAGAUCGGCCGUGUGCUGGGCCGGCCGCACUAUGUCGCCGAGGCACAGCGGCAGUUUUUGCUUCACGUGCAGUAUCUGUGUGAUCGGCCGACCGGGCUCUUCUUCCAUGGCUGGGAGUUCACGCAAGAUCAAAAAGGUAGUUCCAGUUCAACUACCGGCCACAAUUUCGCCAAUGCGCGCUGGGCGCGCGGGAACAGUUGGGUCACCAUGGUGAUCCCCGAGUUCCUGGAGCUGCUCGAGCCCGACGCCAACAGCGCCAAUGCUGAUGCCAUUGGUCUCUUCUUGCGUGACGUCCUUGACGCCCAGUGCAAUGCCCUGACAAAGCUGCAGGACCCCUCGGGCCUAUGGCGCACGCUGCUUGACGUGUCAGUCGAGGAGGGCUCCUAUCUCGAGGCCAGCGCGACGGCCGGGUUUGCCUACGGCAUGCUAAAGGCGCGGAGGAAGCGGUAUUGGACCGGCAACACCGAGUCUGCCAUCUCUGCCGUCAAGGCCGUUCUCGAUAAUGUCGACGAGCGCGGCGAGCUGCUAAACACCUCCUUUGGCACUGGCAUGGGUCACGACCUGCAGCACUACAAGGACAUUCCUGUCACGAGUAUGCCGUACGGCCAGGCAAUGGCAAUCAUGGCCCUUGUCGAGUUUCUGCGGGAGUUCAUGUAG